Pseudocercospora fijiensis CIRAD86 is the source of this 3669-nucleotide messenger RNA. RefSeq lists its product as uncharacterized. The transcript is spliced from 16 exons. The coding region runs from base 1 to 3669 and encodes 1222 amino acids. Lineage: Eukaryota; Fungi; Ascomycota; Dothideomycetes; Mycosphaerellales; Mycosphaerellaceae. The record is from RefSeq and is a predicted model, not a curated record.
AUGCUUGGGCGCUUGAUAUUUUCAUGGCGAAAAGGAAGGCUGGAAAAUGUGGCUCGCCCACUUGAGGCAUGCACGGCUACAGUAGAGACCAAGAGAGAAAUGGUCAAAAUACCUCCAAAUCACAAUGCGCACGAGAACACCGAUCUUCCAGUCCGCCCCUUCCAUAAUCAAUCUGCUUCUGCAAUUUCCGCUGCCUGGAUGUUUCUUAUCACGCGCGACAAUGUCGAGGCAACGCUGUUGCUGUGGCCGUGGCCGUGGCCAUCUUCGUGUGCUGCUCAGAGGCACCGAGGCCUUGGAUGCCCAUAUGUGAGCAUCAUAUCACAACGUGGAAGUGUGCUCGUAGCUGAUCAGAUUCAUCAACUUCGCAUUCAUUUCGAUGGUGACGGCCUUCGCAUAGCUUCUGUGGAACAACGCACAUAUCAGGGGCAUACCAUGUGCCCACCGCACGCGAGCGAGGCGCAGUCGCAUCGCUUUACUCAAUGCCUGAUCUUCUGUCCACCGCAAACGCAGCGGCCGAAUGCGAUUUCCUGCAUGACUCCGUCCCAGAACGCUUUCAGGCUUCUUGUUUGCUGCAUAGCAGCACUUUAUCGUCUCAAUCGGAUACUCUUGACGAAGAGCACACCACGCCGCUGUCGAUGCAUGGAUGAGAAACGUGCUUGUCUCCAGCGACAGCUUUUUCACACGAUCUUGGCUUUGCAAAACCCCCUUCGUUUGUCCGCUUCGCCGUCUUUCAUUUGCCGCACGCACGACUUCACCCUUUCUGCAACCUGGCCAUCGCCCGUUCUUGCAAUGGCGACACCAUUGUACAUCAAGGGUUUGGCCGCGUCUGGUAAGUUCAUCAGAGGCAUGGCUCCACUGGUUCUCCGCCGUGCUCACGGUCGGGAUGCGCCUUUCCACGAGCUUGAGGCUCAGAUGGCCAGCAGCGACAAGACAGAAAUACGCCUUUCUGGUUCAGAAGCAUCAGAGUUCAUCUCGAAUCUGGCCGUAAAAGGGCAAAACGACCUUGCUGUGUACUCGAUUCCAUUCGACUGCCCUGACGCGAUCGAGCAUCACGUUUGUGACACUCCUGGCAGUUGCAACCACAGCAUGCAAUGUGGCGUUAACUCGACCAUGUGGCGACCUACAAUGGACCAGAAGAUUGACCCAGCCACCGGUUCCUUCGCCUUGUUUUAUGGGGCGCAUCUUUCGGACGGCCUCGCGCAGCACCUGAUCAAUUUCAUGGUCGAGGACACUGAGAAUGUUCGCUCGCAGUUGUCGACACUUCUCCAGGCGUACGGUGACCUCAUCGCAGGAUGCUCAGUGAUGUUGCUCCUCGAAUUUUUGGCAAAUGGCCGCUGCAAUAUGGGUACCCAUACGCGCAGUCAUCAUAACUACGUGACCUUGACACGUUGCCCCAACGAUGACUGCUACGACGAGCACUACGAGAGUUGGUCCGGCGGCGAGUGGCUUAGUCUGCGAGACCUUGCCAACGAUCCCAUGAAGCUUCUUUCCCUCCUUCACGUAAGAACCUCAAACAGCUCGAUGUCAUGGACAAUCUUCGACGUACAUGCAGCCUGUAGAGCAUGGGCAGCAGGCUACUUUCCAGCUUGGUACAAUGAACAUUGUGUGACAAUGUGCGACGCUGGCUACGGAGAACUGUGUUCCUUUGACGUUGAAGCUACGCACAGAUGGGCUAUCGUUGGAUUUCCGCGAGCAUUUGUGACAAUCCAAGCUCAGCAUGAACUCAUGUGCACACUCUUGCGAAUUACUCACUCCAUUGUCGAUGAGUCCCCGCCAACAGGAUCCACAACAUGGAGUGCUCUUGUGACCAAUGGACUUCGAGCUUCUGGGGGCGAUGCUGCUUGGAGUUCCUACAAAAAUCAGGCUUUCGCGUCUCCUGCGACUUUCAGUUCGAAACUGGUCCUUGACAAAGCAAGAACGCAAUUUCGAAUGAUACAAGAUGAGUUCUGGCUCCUGCAGACGGAUCCGAGAUAUUUCCAAGACCUGAUACGUUCCAGGAGAAUGACCAUUGGUAAUAUUGCAAUGGGCAUGCGCCAAAGAGACCAGGAGGUUCAAGUUGGUGGACUGCUCAUCGACGAGCUGAUCACUCGCUUCCAUCUAUGGUACACCGUUGUCCAGGGUUGUGAGGAAUUCCACAACGCUGUUGAGAGGCAUGAGAAUGGAUGCAGACCUGGCGUCUUGCUUCCGUUGGAACUCAGUGCUUUGUUCACGCAGACUAGACAUCUCAUCACCUCUCGGCUUCGCAAGGCGAGGGACAGCUUUGUGAGAAUCAUGGGGCACACUGGUUGCGUUGAGGAUCACGAGCACGACCAGUUGUUGACUUCAGGUGGCGCAAUGCAGCUCGAUAUCAGAAAAGGCUUGGAUCCCUACGCUCCCGCAGGCCGCUUGCAAUGGCGAAUGCAAUGCCUCGCGGCAGAUGCUACACAUGGUCGGGAACCCAUGUAUGGAUACGCAUACGUGCUCGAUGCACUGAUGCGAGAGGACAGAGAAGCAAAACUCAUGGACAAGUCUAUGCUUGAUCUUCUCGGCGAUUUCAUGCUCCUGGACGACUUGCAUCAGCUGUUCGGCAAAGCGCAGCUCGUCGCAGACCGACAGUGGCAGACUGUCUACUUCGACAUUCCGCCCAUAUACAAGGCUAGCACUUGUAGUGACUGGAGGAUGUCCGAUGAUGAGUGCAUGAAGCAAAUGAGGCCUUUAUUGGCAAAGUUUAUUGAACUGCGUUGGCCAAAGGUACGUGGGAUACCCGGUCGUGCGUUUCUGCAUUCGCAAGAAACGAAAGAUGUCGCUUGGCUCGAAAGAGCUAUAGAAUGCCGCCAGCGUCUUGGAGACCUUUGGAAAGGUAUCAAGUCCCAACGAGCGCGCUUGGCACUGACUGGUUGCCGAGAUCUUGCUGUCUCCGUUGCGACCUUUAAAGCGGCAAUAUCAUACGAUACUGAGCCGGAAUAUCUGACACUGGUCAAUGAAGAACGCAAGCUAUACGACCUUGAGCGUUCCCGGAUGGCUGCUGUCGCUAAAGCUGAACUGCUACAAGCUGAGGAGCAAGAAGCUGUAUGGAAGUCUGCUCUCGAACAUGGUCCAGUAUGCCACAAGCAGACCAAAGCGAAAGCCAGGCGCGUAAAUGGCAUGACCCAGUCGUCCUCGAGCGAUGAAAGCACGAUCGAGCGCAGCUCACAACCUUCUUCUACCAACGAAUCCUCCCAUGCCGAAACACACUUGCAGACGCUGAAGGUCAGGAAGGAGAGUCUUUCUGUCUUCCGAAAGAUGUUCUCUCCUGCUGGAGCUCAAAGUGAUACCCGAUGGGUGCUCUUCGUCCAAGCAAUGGUCGACGCUGGCUUUAAAGCAACAGAGGCCUCUGGUUCUGCAGUCAACUUCAGCAACGGCUCAGGUAGCAUCUGCUUCCAUAGACCCCACCCGGAACCAACCAUCGAUCAUAUCAUGCUGCAUAAUAUGGCUCGACGCUUGCAAAAAGGAAGAACGAAGGCUGAUCGCAUGCUCAAGCAUUGCGUGGAUACAUUCAAGGAGCCAAUGUCUGCGGCCAAGGAUGAAAGGAAUGUUCAUUUCAAGUGUUCUGAAGAAUGGGAAAUGGCAGCGUGGGCGAAGACGAAGUGGCGACAUGAUGAGAUAACCAAAUAUUUUGUUGCGGGGAGAGUUAUGUCGCCUGAGAAUUAA